GGCACACGCACACACGCACCCCGGAGCGCGCCUCCGCCUUGACUGCAGACAUGAGACUCCAGCCGCUGCUUUGGAUCGUGGUUGUGCUCCUGGCGAGCCUCCUCCCAGCCUACGGACAGCGGCCAGCCAACCUGGCCCUGCGCAGGAAGCUCCACCGGCACGGCUGCUCCCACCGGCGCUGCAUGCCGCUCCAUUCCAGGGUGCCCUUCCCCUGAGCCCCGGCGGAGCGUGGCCAGCAACUUCGUACUGGAAUUUUCAGUGUUUCAAAGGAGCGACCGUUAAACCAAUAACAGAAGUUUGUCAAAAGUCCAGAUCAACAACAGCUGACCUGACAGCCACCACAGUCCUGUCUUCAGCAGUCCUGUCUGUCACAUUCUACUGGACCUGGACUAAAGGCCCCUGUCUCACACCCCAAGCAGUGUGUGUGGAGGGGAAGGGUGGUGGUGGUACCUGAGCUAGAUUUCCAGGGGCAAUAAGAAGGAAGGAUCUGUCCAAGGGCACUCUUGAGGUAUAUAAUGUUCAGACUGAGUGAAAUUGAAAGUGCUGUUGACUACUCAGUUCAGGCUGUGUAUAGAGCAAUGUUUAAGAGGAAUAGUAUCAGACUCCAGCAUGGAAUUGUGAAAGUCUGGUUUUUUGCUUAUAUUUUUAUAUAUUAAUAAUAUAUACAUAUAUGUUUUAACAUCUAACAUUACAUCUUUAUGGAAUUAUCUUAAUAACAUAGAAUGCAUUAUUUUAAUAGUACCAAAGUCAGCACCACACUACUGGUCCUACUGGCUUCAUGUAUAGUAAGCAUAGUAAGAGUUUACAAUAUAAGAAAGCAAAGAGAGUGUUAUCCCUUAUUCUAUAGAUAGAGAAUUGAAGCACACAGAGAUAAGAGAUUAGCCAAGGGUCAUGCAAAACUGAUAACUCAGAUCUCUCAAGCCAGGCCUUAAGGUCAAGCCCAUCCUCCUGUCUAAUGAGCUGUUACUGCAAAGCCUAUCAUUUGUUUUCUUAAACUGGGCCGCCAAACCAGACAGUUAAAACAUGCCUGGAAAUUCAGUACGACAGAGCUAUUUGCUUAAUAGUAGUUUUCCUAAAAUAUCCACUACAGUAUUAUAAAUAGAGCAUAAAAAUAGACCAUUGAAAAGAAACCUUUGUUUGGUCAGCUCCAGGGUUACUUAGUACUCUAUUCCUGUAAUUUAAAUGAAUGGGAUAUUUGAACAUGGCACUACAAUGAAUGAGGACUUCAAACAGAAAACAGGCUGUUCUUUUCAGCACUGAAUACAUUGAGCUUUUAGUCUGAGUUUUGUUCUUAAAAAUACAUGCUUCACAUCUGUCUUUUAUGUCAGCAGAACUUACCUACCUACAUAUGAAGAAAAACGUGGUAGACCUUUCAUUACCAUAACUAAAACAACCUCAAAAUUAAACAUACCUAGAUUUUUAAGUCAUUGCACUAGACUUGAAAUGUUAACUUUUUUUACAAAAUAUAUGAAGAAGACAACCAAAGAUCAGAAGUAUUGUGGUUUAAAUCUGGUAUUACAAUUUUUUUCUUACAACAUAUAGUUUCUAAUUAAUGAAAGAGCAGCAAUCAAAAAAACUGGAUAGCUAAAACUUUCUAAUCAGUGUACAUAUGUAACCCCUUAUCUCUAAGAAUGUAACAUCUUAUUUGAAUUAAUACUGGCAGAGUUUACCAGGCGGUACAAAUUUUUCUGCAUGAAAAAAAAGAGUGUAACAUCAGACCCGGUUCUGGAGUUGUGUAAAACCAUCACAAAAAGAUGGUCAAACUUAUUUAAAGCAACAAGCAGUCCUGCAGGUAAACCUUUGGAGACUCGAAAGAAAAGGCAGUUUCCCAAAGAGGCAUUCUACCACUUAUAUAUAUAUUAAUUAUUUAUUUAACUUGGCUUUGAUAUGUAUCCUUGGCUAUCUCUGUUUAGAACUAUGGCUGAAGAGUGUGGGAAAGCAAGAAAGGUGAAGAGUAGCUAUUUAACUGUUAAGUCUUAUCAACGAGUAUAUGGAUCUAUUGUGGCACUGGAUCUUUUAUAUCACCACAUUUAUUCAAUUAACUCUGAUAAAAUUAUAAAAAAUACAUAAUGUAU
Messenger RNA from Hirundo rustica (Barn swallow), 2075 nucleotides. It is a transcript of the gene APELA, whose product is annotated as apelin receptor early endogenous ligand. Bases 51 to 215 code for a protein of 54 amino acids. The record is from RefSeq and is a predicted model, not a curated record. Gene Ontology annotation, biological process: apelin receptor signaling pathway; heart development. Gene Ontology annotation, molecular function: apelin receptor binding. The transcript has 3 exons. Lineage: Eukaryota; Metazoa; Chordata; Aves; Passeriformes; Hirundinidae.